Messenger RNA from Closterium sp. Naga37s-1, 1173 nucleotides. The record is from the annotation of a GenBank genome assembly. NCBI's taxonomy places the organism in Eukaryota, Viridiplantae, Streptophyta, Zygnematophyceae, Desmidiales, Closteriaceae.
AUGCAGGCAUGGAGGGGGCGGGCGGGCGCUGACCUGGCGGUCGACGGCGUCGUGCGUGCAGAGGGCGUCCACCACCGCCUGCAGCGUGCGCUGGUUGCCAGCCAGCAGCGCGUGCGCGCGCUCAAACGCCGCAUCGUGCAGCUGAUGCCCGCGCAGGUGAGGGAAGGUGGGAGAGAGGAUGUGGUGAUUGUUCAGUUUCACCUACAUAUGAAGGUGUGGAUGGCAGCACCACACCGCAGAGAAGGAAUGAAGGAGAGUCGGGGAAGGGGGAAGACAGUGGAGUGGAGAGAGCAUGGAGAAUUUGCUCAACAGAGCAGCGGAAACAGAGCGGUGGGUGGCACUCACAGCAUGGUGGGUGGCACUCACAGCAUGUUGGGUGGCACUCACAGCAUGGUGGGUGGCACUCACAGCAUGGUGGGUGGCACUCACAGCAUGGUGGGUGGCACUCACAGCAUGGUGGGUGGCACUCACAGCAUGUUGGGUGGCACUCACAGCAUGGUGGGUGGCACUCACAGCAUGGUGGGUGGCACUCACAGCAUGGUGGGUGGCACUCACAGCAUGGUGGGUGGCACUCACAGCAUGGUGGGUGGCACUCACAGCAUGGUGGGUGGCAUUCACAGCAUGGUGGGUGGCACUCACAGCAUGGUGGGUGGCACUCACAGCAUGGUGGGUGGCACUCACAGCAUGGUGGGUGGCACUCACAGCAUGGUGGGUGGCACUCACAGCAUGGUGGGUGGCACUCACAGCAUGGUGUGUGGCACUCACAGCAUGGUGGGUGGCACUCACAGCAUGGAGGGUGGCACUCACAGCAUGGUGGGUGGCAUUCACAGCAUGGUGGGUGGCACUCACAGCAUGGAGGGUGGCACUCACAGCAUGGCGGGCGGCACUCACAGCAUGGCGGGCGGCACUCACAGCAUGGUGGGUGGCACUCACAGCAUGGUGGGUGGCACUCACAGCAUGGAGGGUGGCACUCACAGCAUGGUGGGUGGCACUCACAGCAUGGUGGGUGGUAGUACUGACCGCAGUGUGGGUUUGGAAGAUGAAGGGAGAGUCGUCGGGUCCCCAGCCCCACUCCAUGACCAUGCGCUCCGCCAGCUGAUGCCACGCACGUUUAGAAUGGUGGCAGGGAGGGCAGGCGCACGGGAAGGAGAAGACAGGGCAGCACAUGGGUAA